Messenger RNA from Nestor notabilis (Kea), 678 nucleotides. It is a transcript of the gene SMCO3, whose product is annotated as single-pass membrane protein with coiled-coil domains 3. NCBI's taxonomy places the organism in Eukaryota, Metazoa, Chordata, Aves, Psittaciformes, Psittacidae. Bases 1 to 678 code for a protein of 225 amino acids. The record is from RefSeq and is a predicted model, not a curated record. The transcript has a single exon.
AUGGCGCUGAGUGACCUCCUUUACCCAGAUAACCCCAAGAGAAGGCAAGAAUUGAUCCAUCUGCACCAGGAAUUGCUUGACUGCAUGUCCACAAAUUUCCGUGCAACAAAUGAACUGGCUAGAGUGCUGAAUGAACACCUGGGCUGUACCAUUACCCACAUUCGGAUGAGAGAGAACAGCACAGUCAAGGAAAACUGUGACAUUAUCAUCCAAGCAAUGAGUGAGAUUCAGCAUCAAGUACAGAAGAUUGACAGUGACAUGAAGGAAAAGCUAGAGCCCGUGUUGUACCAGAAGCUGUAUGACAUCAAAGAGCCCGAGUUGGAGAAAAUAGCAAUAGCCCAUAAAGUUUUUUCCAUUGUUCUUGGAGAAGCAACUUCAACAGCUGGGAUGGUAGCUAUCAAACUUCUCAGCUCCAAUUUCUUAACGCUCACUGUGAGCAAGCUCAUCAGUCUCCUUGCGCAGAUUGGAGCGUCUGUUCUUGGGGGAAUCAGCAUCACCAUUCUUGGGCUUGGCAUUGAAAUGAUCCUCCAUGCCAUCUUGGGAGCUGUGGAAAGGAAUCAGCUUCUGGCAGCUGUGAGAAGCUAUGAGAAGCACCUGGCUGAGUUCAAGGCAGCCUCGGAAAAGUACCGGCGUGCCAUACGUGAAGUGACUUCUUUGGUGAGACAGCAGGUUCAGUGA